AUGCCACGCCGUUCACAGGACCAGAUCGCAGCAGACUGUGGCUUAGCACCCGGACAAAAACCCACAGCACUCCAGAUUUGCCAAUCUAAAGAAAUUUCAAAACAACGCGAGGCCUCUGCUAGCACCUCCAAAUCUCAACCACCAAAACUGCCUAAACUCAAGGUCCCUCAGUCAACAGCAACCGCUAGUACCUCCAAAUCUCAACCACCAAAACUGCCUAAAGUCCAGGUCCCUCAGUCAACAGCAACCACUGUUGCCUCUCAUUCGAAUCUAACUGUUGGCUCCUCCUCUUUCAAGCCUCCCUUGAAACCGAAAUCGAAAGUUGUCAAGAACCAGAUCAAUUUAGAAGAAAUUGAAGUCAAGGAUCCUGUUAAUGGCCCACGGUUUGACCUGAACGACUUGGAUCACCUCCUCAAUUUGAUGUCCAUGCAAGAAAACCAAGAUUGUCUCUUUGGUUCUGGAAGCAUAACAGCCGUGGAUGGGACUUCUCGAACGGGUUGUUGGGAAACCCUUGCGGCUUUAAUGAAUGUCUAUCAUAAUGAUCGCCACAAGAAAUCUUCAGCUAAUGCCAACAACAAAAUGAGACUCACUGGUGAAGAAAUGUCGAAGAGAUGGAGACGCAUCAAAGACAAAUAUCUUGACACUAAGCGUUACUUCGAUAAAUCAACCGGUACGGGUUUGCUAGAUAAAGAUAUUGCUAAAGGACUUGAUACCGCUGAGAAGAAAAAAGAAUAUAUGUGCCCAAGAUAUGAUGUCAUUCAUGAAAUUUUUGGUCACAAAGCAAAUGUAACUCCGCAUGCAAUCCUUGAUACAGCAAGACCAACUCAGAUUUCUAUCCCUACUCUGGAUCAAAUCAAUGAAGAUGUAGUUAUCGAUCCAACCUUGGAUGCUGAGUAUCAUUACAAAUCAAAUGACUUUGAGAUACAGCCUGAAUAUCAUCAUGAAUACCCUCACCAAUCUCCACCACCUCGUCGAACUACUGUCAACUUGAAAGACAACAUUGAUGAUAUGGCUUCUUCACAAGUUUUGGGUAUUCAACUUCAAUCAACAACACCUGGAUCCAAACAAUUGUCACCUGCUCAUGACAGUGAUCUUCGAUACUCGACUCCUGACUUACCCAAUCCUAUAUCACCAACUCCUGACUUACCCAAUCCUAUAUCACCAACUCCUGACUUACCCGAUCCUUUGUCACCAACUCCUGACUUACCCGAUCCUAUAUCGGCCAAUGAGGAUGGUGCUCAAUCAAUCAGAAAGGCUACCAGGACAGCCACGAAGCGCAAGCGAGGCGCUGAAUCAGUUGCCAAUCGACCAAUGAAACCCUUACCUUUGGUUGAUCCUAAUCCAGGCCGCCACAAGGCACCAGCAGCUACGAUUGUCAAAGAUCGUGAUCAAAAAUGUUUUGAUUUUUUUGAUAAAAAGACAGAGGAGAAAAAGAAAGCAGGAAGCGAUCUAAUUGAAGCUCAAGGAAAAAUAGCUGGAGACGCUUUGAAAUGGGACAAAGAAAAGUAUCAAAAUGAAUGUAAACAGGCUGAGAAAGCAGAGAGUUCAAAAGCUAAGAUUGCAAGUGAGCUGGCUGAUAAGAAUAUUAACUGGGAAAGGGAGAAGUUUAACAAGGAAGAUUCAAGAUUGGUAAAAGCUGAAGAGGCUCGAGUGGAAGCAGAAAGAAUCAAGACUCGCCGAGAGGUCAUGGAAUCAUGUCAACUAAAGAACAUGUCUGUUCAGGAGAUGAAAGCAUAUAUGGAUUUAUUAUUUGAAAAGUGA
Melampsora larici-populina 98AG31 is the source of this 1761-nucleotide messenger RNA. RefSeq lists its product as uncharacterized. The coding region runs from base 1 to 1761 and encodes 586 amino acids. The transcript has a single exon. NCBI's taxonomy places the organism in Eukaryota, Fungi, Basidiomycota, Pucciniomycetes, Pucciniales, Melampsoraceae. The record is from RefSeq and is a predicted model, not a curated record.